AUGAUCGAAACCCAAGGCUUCGGCUCCUCCCAAGCCUCCGAGAAGAAAAACAUCAAACCCCUAACCUUCCACCGCGCCGAGCCCAAAGGAACCGAACUCCUCAUCGAAAUCAUCUACUGCGGCCUUUGCCACUCCGACCUCGAACUCCUCGCCAACAACUGGAACACCACCAAAUACCCCUGCGUCCCCGGGCACGAAGCCGUCGGGCGUGUCACCGCCACAGGUCCAGAUGUCCAGCACUACCGACCCGGCGACAUCGUCGGCGUGGGGACGCUCAUGGAUUCUUGCCUCGCAUGCUCCGCGUGUGUGGAGGGGGUCGAGAACCACUGCGAGGGACCUAAUGGGCCGACGAUGUUGCACGGGGGGUUUUUGACGCCGGGGAGUAAGGAGGCGGCGGGGUUGAAUACGUUUGGGGCGUGGGCGGGGAAUGUGGUUGUUAAGGAACAUUUUGUUGUCAGGAUUCCGGAGGGGGCGGAUCUGGCGAGGGUGGCGCCGAUAACCCUAACCCUAAACCCUAAGGGACGGAUACGCCACCUCGCGCUCCAAAUGGCGAAGAAGAUGGGCGCGGGACAUAUUGUCGUCUUCACGACCCAUCCCAAAGAGAAACACGAAGCAGUCCUCCGCUUCGGCGCAGACCAAGUCAUCGACUCCAACGACCCCGCCGCAAUGAAGGGCAUCCACCGCUCCCUCACGCACAUCCUCUCCACCGUCCCCGUGCCUUCGAUCCAACACCCUACCUCCGCACGCUCCGUCGACGAGGCACCAUGA
Zasmidium cellare ATCC 36951 is the source of this 768-nucleotide messenger RNA. RefSeq lists its product as uncharacterized. The record is from RefSeq and is a predicted model, not a curated record. Bases 1 to 768 code for a protein of 255 amino acids. Gene Ontology annotation, molecular function: zinc ion binding; oxidoreductase activity, acting on the CH-OH group of donors, NAD or NADP as acceptor. Lineage: Eukaryota; Fungi; Ascomycota; Dothideomycetes; Mycosphaerellales; Mycosphaerellaceae. The transcript has 2 exons.